Messenger RNA from Dissoconium aciculare CBS 342.82, 1465 nucleotides. RefSeq lists its product as uncharacterized. The transcript has a single exon. Gene Ontology annotation, cellular component: Ctf18 RFC-like complex. The coding region runs from base 361 to 1086 and encodes 241 amino acids. Gene Ontology annotation, biological process: mitotic sister chromatid cohesion. NCBI's taxonomy places the organism in Eukaryota, Fungi, Ascomycota, Dothideomycetes, Mycosphaerellales, Dissoconiaceae. The record is from RefSeq and is a predicted model, not a curated record.
CUGGCAUUGCCGUGACAUUGCGUACCGAGACGGAGCGAGAGCAUUUCCGUUUACUGGAGCUGCCACCGGCUCUCCUGACCCUGCUCACGUCCGAGAACCCUCCAAUGUGAGAGCCACCGCAGGUACGCGACGGUAGGUCGAAGGUAACUGAUAGUGUUUCCUUGUCUCUACGGCAGAUUACAGCUCAAAUCCAAAGAAGAAACUUCCACUGCUGGCGGCGAAGCCGUCAAGGAUGCUUACGUUGUCCUUUGCACUGCGGAUCAGACGUUCAAUCUUCGACAAGUGAGCACGUCAAAUAGUGUGUUUAUCACAAGAUGCACAGCGACAGGAGUGGAAGCCGUCGCGAAAUGCGAUUCCUCGAUGGAGGUUAUUUCUACCAAGGGACUUUCCGCUGAGCCAUAUCUGCGUGCUAUGCUACCCGUAUAUACUUCUACUGGAAGCUAUUCUUCUACGCACGAUAGCGUUUCGAAGGAGACCCUGUUCUCACACAUCCCCUUGAGUCAAGCCGAAUGCCAGGUAGCGUGGUCACAACUCGCCUGCUUCGAAUCGACCGACCCGCCGGGCUGUUUCAUCCCCAGCGCCAAAGUUCAGAUUCGCAUCUGGGAGAACUUCAUCUCGAUCGCAACAGCAGCGAGCCUGGAUCUCACGGGACGGCUGUCCAAAGCAGACUUGCUCGCGAUCUUGGAUGAACUGCGCGGCGAGGGCCCUUCAGAGCUGCUCUCGCAGAUCAUAACGAACGUGUCCACUCGACAACCCGAUGAGUCUUUUCUUCUUGAUGAAGACAGGUUCAUUCAAGCAGUUGGUCUGAGCUGCCUCUCAGCGCGCUCUGAUGGCAAACCGACGGCAACUUCAUCCUGGCUGUCAGCCUGGAAGGAGCUCGUUCCAGAGGCGUGGAGGAGCAAAUGUCAAGCCACUGCUCUUCCACAAGCAACAUAUCAUUUACAGCAUGGAGGCAAAGACAUCGUGUUCGUUGACAGCUCGCAGUCUGCAGCUGGCGCCGGGUCGAGUCAGGCAUCGAGCGGGCAGCAAUCACUCGGGGCGAAGCGCAAAUGGCACGAAAAGUUCCGUCCUUCGAAGACGAACUAGGAGGUCUAAUCGAUCAACACUGCUGAGAAUAUGGUAUGUCAGAUGCAGACCCGUUUACCUCGUGAGAUAUCGAGUACAAGUGAGCAUCACCUCUCAAGUUGGGGUAGUCGAGACUAACAACCCUAACAACGGUUGUGAGCUUACUGGACGGACCCUAUGGUCUUUGUCCACCUGGGCACCUGGGCACUGGGACUUUCGAAACAAUCGAAUGUGUGGCUCCGGAAAGACCGAUCGAGGCAUUAAUUCUAUUCGUCAGGACAAUACUGCAUUUCUCAGGAGGUGGUCGAAUGAAAUAAAUUUGAUCAUGUUCAUUCGCACUGUCCGAAAAAUCGUGAUACUCGUGUGAAUGUGUAGUACCGGAAAUAAUGACAUGCAGGCC